UUUGAAUUCAUUCACUGUAUUCAUAAUUGCAAUGACUUUUUCAUUAUAUUUAAUUGUGAGUCAGGCUUCGAGUAAAGACGUGCAGAGGUUUAUGAAUCACACGGACAAACAAAUAUUAGACGAUUUACUGAACCCAAACAAUUAUGAUCACCGUAUGAGACCGGCCCUCAAAACAAUAGUGAAUGUGAGUGUCUUAUUGCUGACCCUAUCCUCACCGGACGAGUCGAGUGUGACCUAUGAGAUAGGAUUCCUGAUGCUCCACAUGUGGGACGACCCCAGAAUACAGUUCCAAGACGGCGGUCGACAUAAAUAUUUGAAUGCAUUAAUGCACGCAGAGAUGCUAUGGAUGCCGGACACGUAUUUCAUAAAACACGGCGAAUUCAAGUACCCUCUCGACCGCUUCGAUCCGAUUCACAUCUCUUUAAAAAUAUAUCCAAACGGGACAGUCAUAUACGUGACGANCACGCUAUCGGCGACCCAUAUAUUCGGGGAUUAUAUCUAUUGGACGGACAAUAGAAACGAUUCAAUACUUCGCGUCAAUAUGAGAGACACGAGUGAAGCGCCGGCAGUCGAAGUGGUCGUCCAAUCGGGGGUUGAUAUCAAUGCGAUGAAGAUUUACCACAAGUCUGUCCAACCGUUGGGAACCAAUAAAUGUGUCCAUCAUUUAUGUCCACAACUGUGUCUGCCCUCCAGUUAUCACGAGACGCAAUACACGUGCGGUUGUCUACCGUUUCACACAUGGGAUGGGAAUACCUGUUCCAUUGAUGUCCAAUGUUUUGGCAAAAUUCAGAAGAAGUAG
This is a messenger RNA of Oppiella nova, 799 nucleotides long. Lineage: Eukaryota; Metazoa; Arthropoda; Arachnida; Sarcoptiformes; Oppiidae. The record is from the annotation of a GenBank genome assembly.